CAAAGGAGGCAGGUGUGGCUGGCUGGCUGGCCAGUAUAAAAGAUGCAGCACGUCCCUCCCAACGGCACAGCUUCUGCUCUCCACCUCUCCCUUUUCAACGCGACCAGAUCCAGAUCACAACUGUCUUCGUCAUGAGUCAAUUGCAGCAAGCUAUGGCAGCCCUCAUUGGCGUAUUCCAUAAAUAUGCUGGCGAGGACCAACUGCUGAAUAAGGCAGAGCUCAAGGGUCUUCUGGAGAAGGAAUUCGGUGAUGUGCUUGGGAAUGCAAAGGAUAAGAAUGUUGUGGAUGAGAUCUUCAAGGGACUGGACAUGGAUGGGAGUGGAUCAGUGGACUUCACUGAGUUUGUCACAAUGGUGGCUGCACUUGCUGCAGCAACCAAUGAACUGCUGUGCAAAAAAUAGAGAGAAAAGUCAUACCAAUACAUCUCUCACACUUUCACAUUUCUAUGUUGUAAUUAUGAAAUGGAUGGAUGCCAAAAUGGAUUGCCAAAUGAAAUAAAGAGUUGUGUGACACUGA
Molecule: messenger RNA, 516 nt
Organism: Sardina pilchardus (European sardine)
Lineage: Eukaryota; Metazoa; Chordata; Actinopteri; Clupeiformes; Clupeidae
Product: ictacalcin-like
Exons: 3
Coding region: 132-401 (89 amino acids)
Cellular component (GO): cytoplasm
Molecular function (GO): calcium-dependent protein binding; calcium ion binding; transition metal ion binding
Source: RefSeq, a predicted model, not a curated record